Molecule: messenger RNA, 551 nt
Organism: Oncorhynchus mykiss (rainbow trout)
Lineage: Eukaryota; Metazoa; Chordata; Actinopteri; Salmoniformes; Salmonidae
Product: ribosomal protein S28
Biological process (GO): ribosomal small subunit assembly; maturation of SSU-rRNA; translation
Cellular component (GO): cytosolic small ribosomal subunit; ribosome
Molecular function (GO): structural constituent of ribosome
Source: RefSeq, a predicted model, not a curated record
AUGAAUGAACCAGUUUACCGGAACUGGAAAUGUACACUUAUUUUACAUAGGCGAUGUUUUUAAUUCAGGGAGAUUUGUUUUUAAAAGCAGGUCAGGUACAAUAUAAAUAAAAUAUAAAGUGUGUCGAUUUAUUAAGAGGUUAAAAUAUUUUGUAUCACAGCUUGAAUAUAUACUGUACUGCGCAACACGUGACUUCCUUUCCGGUCUAACCUGACAAUAUGGAUGCCAGCCGCGUGCAGCCGAUCAAGCUUGCUAGAGUCACCAAGGUGCUCGGGAGAACGGGUUCCCAGGGACAGUGUACCCAGGUCCGUGUGGAGUUCAUGGAUGACAGCAACCGGUCCAUCAUCAGGAAUGUGAAGGGGCCAGUCAGAGAAGGCGAUGUGUUGACACUUCUGGAGUCUGAAAGGGAAGCCAGGAGGCUACGAUAGUGCCCGGGGAUGAUGAGAUGCCAAACGAAAGCCUGUGGAGAUGACACCCCAUCAGUACACCUGAAAAUGGCCCCACGUCUCACUUGUGCAAAGUUAAUGAAAUAAAAUGUUGUUCAAGGUGAA